CACCACUAUCUUGGGAGCUGUGAGUACAUAAUAAAUGGUCUAGAUCUGUGUUCGCGAGAUGCAUGUAGCUUGCCAAUAUCAACUGCCAUGAGCGCAGAAACAACAAAGGCAACCUAUCGGGCAUGAAACCAUGGCAUCAAAUAUUCAUUCCUAUCACGGAAUGCUUGCUUCUCUAUAUCACACAAUCGAUUUGGAGCAUGUAGAACAUCUGGAGCGGGCCAUAUGGACCACCAAAACCGGGAGGUAUCAAGACGCUCUCGAAAUCUUCGACAAGCUUCCGGGACCUGUGCUGGACGUUCCGGUCGUGCUUAUUGAGCUUUCGUACCUACACUACCAGAACUUCCGUUAUCGAGAUCUCUGCAAUCUUCUGGAACCGAGGCUUGAGCGCCUGAAGCAAGAAGAUCCAGAAAGACUAGACGAUCCAGAAUGGCGACUCAUCGCGCUAAUUUACAGCGUCGGUGCGAACAGAGGUAGAGGUUGGAUGGAACCUGGUAUCCGCGAGCUUCAACGCACACAGCAAUGGCUUGCAAAACUUCCAGUUUCGGAGUAUAGCGAAUUACAUGUGCAAAUCGCCUGGCGUUAUGUCAUAACGUAUCUCAUGACAAGACUACAAACUGGGCUUGCAGGGAAUCUUGACGACUAUCACAAUGUUCCGCUUCCCAACGAGACUUCUCUUCCAGCCGCCCCAUGGAAAGGUCUGGGCGAUCUUCGACGCGAGCUAGUGAGGCAGCACAGGUGGAAAGAAGCGAGUGCUAUCUUCAAACCCGAACUCAAUCGUACGCCACUGAAAGAGCGUCGUUCAGUCGCAGAGGCUUUUUUACAUGAUCUACAGGACUGCUCGGAUCCGAGCAAGAACUUCAUCAUUGCAGGUGUACGAUUGCAAAUGGCGAAGGCAAUGGUUGAGGUUCACGAAUUGGCAUCAGCUAAAGACGAUGCAACUCUCUGCAUUGAGUCGCUGGAUCAAUGGUGCAUUGAUAUCGGCCUCGAGAGGAACGCCAUUGUGCCCUUGCGCUUCGAGAUCGAGCAAUUGCAGCUCGGGUUCAUCGCCGACCAAGAGGAGAAACUGCGCAAAGCAAUGGACUUAGCAGACCGUAUGUCAGAGUUUGGUCACUCAAACGAAUCCAGCUGCUUGGACCUCGCCGCUGAAACAGCGAGCAAGACUGCAGAGCUCACGGGUAACCUCGAGUAUCGGAAACAGUGCCUGGAUCUGCGAGAACGCCUUGAGCGAUACAACGAGGAGGUCACCGGAGAUCUCUGCGACCUUUCAACACACGCCUACGAAGCCCACAGCAUUGCGCAGCACACCCAUGUUGAUGCACGCAAGGCGGUUGAGUGGAUCGAUGGGUUCCUGGCGAAAUAUCCAAGCUUCAAAGCUCCGCGAGUUAUGGAAUCGUUGUGGACAAGGAAAGCUGUCCUCCUUAACACACUCAGGGAUCUGGAAGGUGCCCAAGUAGCUGCAGCCGAAGCGCUUAAAUGGGAAGCUUUGGCAGGCAGCUGGAAAGGCGUCAACACCAUGAAUAGCAGCAACAUUGUCGCGCCAGGGGACGGUGCGCUUGGUCAAGCUCCUUACGACUCGGAAGAGGACAAUGACGACGAUGAGGGUUUCCUAUCUGGCUGGACUAAUUCGUACGGUGACGAAAGACCUACCGUUGCCAUUAGCAAGAUGAUCGAAUUCGCUUUGCAGGAUGUUGCUGCUGGGCGUUUGUCGGUCGCAGAAACGGGUGACACAAAGACGACAAUUGCAGAAGAGACUCAAUCUCUCGAAAAAGCCAAUCCCAACUCCCCCUUAGCUCGAUAUGACUUCGUCCUUGCUUGGCUCCAAAGACCCGUCCGCGGCUCUCGCGAUCGCCGCCUUAUGUGUCUUCUCCGCUUCAUUGACUACCGUAAAGAGAUGGUUUCCAACCUUGCCCUGCGGGACGUCGCCAUUCGCGACUGCGAGAACCUCCUGCAGCUCUGGGACUCACUACCGCGCAUGCUGAAGGAGUUUACCACAUCAUGGUCGUACGCGUGGCACGCGGAUAUAGCCUGGAACAUGUGGUCCAAAUUUAUCAGCGGCGGGCAAUGGACGCUAUUUGAUAACUUCGGGUUGCUGCUGGACAUUGACAAGAGGUGUGAUUUUGCUAUUGAGGGAUACAGGAAGACGAGCCAGAUUACGGGAAUGGCGAACAUUGAGCGGCUGCAGGCCCAGGUUGGACUACUUUGUAUGAGGCGGCUGAUCAUAUAUAAGAGGCUGGCUGCGCAGAAAGAGAGGACACCCUUUGAGGAUCGACUUCUGGAGAUAUCGCAGGCGCAAUUUGGCGGGGUGGAGAAUGCUGAUGUGCAUAUUCCGUUGGUGAAAGAAGAAGGGCUCAAGUUGCUCACGGAGAUAGAUGAGAUUCACUCUAGUACGGAGAGAGAGGCAUGCUGGGAGGAUGGGCUGGAAGGAAUCCAGAAACGGACGGAGUUGAGUCGGAUGCAGAUGAGUUAUACCACCAUACGUUACGCCGUACGAUAUUGGGUAAACGGCGUAGACGAGUUCUCAGAAGAAGCCAGAAAAGCCAUCUGGAAUCUGACCCAAAAGUAUAAAGCGCGCUUGCUAUCUCUUGCGAUCGGAAUGUACCGUAGCAACCCCCCAAGUCUGACUCAGCGCAUCCAGUCAUCAGAUGAAGCUCCAAUGUACCAGGAGAUGGUCGAUCUACAGACGACAAUCGAUGAAGCGGAUCCGAAGGAUCGUUUUUAUCUUCGUCUCCGCAUGGACGAGCAUCGAAAGAAGAUGAAAUCGACCCCUCUGUUGAGACAGUUAAUCGAGCUUCGAGAAGGAACACCCCUUUCUCUCGAUAACUUCGACAACCUCACCGACAAGCUAGGAGACGACGUGGUCUUAGUAGAUUGGUUCUAUCUCGAUCCAUUCUGGGACCGCGGAAAGCUCUUACUCUUGACCGUCCGCAAAGGACAGACACCCACAAUCGAUGAGCUCACCGUCGACGUCUCCGCCAUCAAUCGAUGGAAGGAAGAACAUCUCACCGCAUCAGAGUGGCCCAAGAACGGCAUGGACCCAAAGCUCGGCAGCAAACUCGCGAGAAAGUCCUUCAACGAGAUCUGCGGCGCUGUGAUCCAACCCCUAGCCAAGAGAACCAACCCAGACGACAUCCUGGUCCUCUGCCCCACAGACUUCCUAAACGGCAUGCCACUCCACGCCCUUGAAAUCGAUGGCGAAGCACUCCUCUGGCGCAACCCCUGCGUCUACGUGCACAGCCACUCUCUGCUCCGUCUAUGCGCUUCAGCUGCGCAAUACGCAUCCGAUACCGGCACGCCAAUAUACCCAAAGUUUGUUUCUGGCAUCGAGAAAGGCGCUGUGCAUUUCGCGGCUGGCCGUGACAGCAUCGUCGACCUGUCAAAGCAACUCCAGGGCACUACUCUAAUCGAUGACUCCGCUACCAAAGCUAAUUUCCUCCAGCAUGCGAAAGAGGCAAGGCUUAUUCACGUCCAGACGCACUGCUCGUGGGACAGCAGCAAUCCGCUCGAUCAUCACAUCGACAUGCUUUCGCCCUCCGGCGCUGGCAAGUCAGAAAUCACAGAUUAUAAACUGUCAGCUCGCGAAGUUUUCACCCUCCGCCUCCAGCAAGGUGCGCACCUCAACGUCAUCGCGUGCUCCGGCGCAAUGACCGAGACCAAGCCUGGCGACGAGGUCAUGGGACUCGUGCCCGCGUUCUUGUACUCUGGAGCCAGUUCUGUCGUCUCGACACUGUGGCCGACACAUGAUGCCGUCGGUGCUGCCUUUUCGCGGGCAUUUUUCGAAAACUUUGAGGAGCAGCGGAGGCAGGGGACGAAGUGGGUUAACAUGGCGAGGGCGGUGCAGGAGGGCGUUAUGGAGCUGGAUCCGGAUCAGAAUGCGGGGCUGUUGGUGUGGGCGAGUGUGGUGUUGAAUGGGUUUUGGCUGUUUGCUGUGUGAGCUGGCAUCGGUGAUGGUCAAGGAGAUGCAUACACUCGAUCUGGAUCAGAACUGAUAUUGGCCAAACCUGGACUCAUAUCGGAUGAACUCAUCAUGUACGCCAAGUCACGUCGAUGAGCUGCUGUUGCCGCACAUCUCUCAC
Paraphaeosphaeria sporulosa is the source of this 4073-nucleotide messenger RNA. RefSeq lists its product as uncharacterized. The record is from RefSeq and is a predicted model, not a curated record. Lineage: Eukaryota; Fungi; Ascomycota; Dothideomycetes; Pleosporales; Didymosphaeriaceae. The transcript is spliced from 4 exons. Bases 131 to 3931 code for a protein of 1266 amino acids.